GCGGCUACAGUCACAUGAGUUAGUUCUGUAUUUAUUGAUGGAUUUUACUUCCCGCUGCUCUUGCCAGCUGUGAAGAUGUAUUUGGGGGUGCUGUUCUCGCUGUUAGGAGCGGUAGGAGUUUUCGGGGCUCCAGAAAAGGAUGAAAUCAAGUUUCUCCCUGGACUUUCGAAACAGCCCAGCUUCAAGCAGUACUCUGGCUACUUCAAUGUAGCUGGGAAUAAGCACCUCCAUUACUGGUUUGUGGAGUCGCAGAAAAACCCAGCCAGCAGCCCAGUGGUUCUGUGGCUGAAUGGGGGUCCGGGAUGCAGCUCUUUGGAUGGAUUUCUUACAGAACACGGUCCUUUCCUGAUCCAAGAUGAUGGCACUACUCUAGAGUACAAUCCCUAUUCAUGGAACAUGAUUGCCAAUAUGUUAUACCUGGAGUCACCAGCAGGUGUCGGGUUUUCCUACUCUGAUGACAAGAAGUACACGACCAAUGAUACAGAGGUGUCCAUGAACAACUACCUGGCCCUGAAGGAAUUCUUCCGACUCUUUCCUGAGUACAGUAAGAAUGAAGUUUAUCUGACUGGCGAGAGCUACGCAGGAAUUUACAUCCCUACUCUGGCUGAGAGAGUUAUGGAAGACAGUAGCAUCAACCUGCAGGGUAUAGCUGUUGGAAAUGGCUUGUCCAGCUAUGAGUUGAACGACAACUCUCUGGUCUAUUUUGCCUAUUACCACGGACUGUUCGGAUCCAGUUUAUGGUCAUCUCUGCAGAAGUACUGCUGUAAAGAUGGAAACUGUAACUUCUAUAACAGUCCUGACCCAGACUGCUCAGCCAGCGUAUCACAGGUCCAGAAUAUUGUUUACAGUUCUGGACUGAACAUUUAUAACCUGUACGCUCCUUGUGCUGGGGGGGUUGGAACAAGUGUUGAAAAUGGACGACUUGUGAUCCGCGACAUGGGCAACAACUUCAUUAACCACAAGUGGUCUUCAUUAUGGAACCAGAAACUGCUCGGUCUCUCUAUGUUUAAAUCGAUUAAGCUGGACCCUCCCUGUACCAACUCCACCGCGUCUGCUCUGUACCUGAAUGACCCUUACGUCAAGUCUGCUAUUCACAUCUCUCCCGAUGCUCUGGAGUGGGUGAUCUGCAGUGGGGAGGUGAAUCUGAACUAUAAUCGUAUCUACAUGGAUGUGAAGAAGCAGUACCUGAAGCUGCUGGGAGCAAUGAAAUACCGUAUUCUGGUGUAUAACGGAGAUGUGGACAUGGCUUGCAACUUCCUUGGGGAUGAGUGGUUUGUGGAGUCUCUGCAGCAGAAGGUUGAAGUGCAGCGCAGGACAUGGCUCUACUUCAAUGGCCAGAAUCAGCAGGUGGGCGGCUUUGUCAAGGAGUUCACCAACCUGGCUUUCCUCACAGUCAAGGGUUCUGGUCACAUGGUCCCCACUGAUAAGCCCAUAGCAGCCUACACCAUGUUCAGCCGCUUCAUCACCAAGCAGCCCUACUAACGCUGGUCCAGGGAGCUUCACACUGCUGCGCCGAGUCUGAGUUUGCACUGAGUCACUGUGAAACGCACUUGAGUUUGGCUGAGUGGCACAUUUUCACAUUUACAUCUGUUCAGAAUAAUCAAAUGCUUGUUAAAUGUUCUGCUUUCACUGUCUGUUGGCCCAUAGCGCUUUAGACCAGUCUGGAUCUUGUUUGUUGACCAACACUUAAGAGAUUUUGUUAAUAUUGAAGUGAAAUAAUUAUGGAUAGUGAUCACGUUCACAAUCUGAACACCAGAGGCUCACAGCAAAGUGAUCUUGGGUUUAAGUGGAGGGUUUGUUUUGGAUGGCUGCUAAAGUAGUUCUGAGUUAGAUUUUUUUAUGUUUAAUCAUUAAAGAUAGUUCAGCUACAGGUUUGUCUAUUAGCUUUAAAUGGUACUUUGUCUUUAUUUUUGUUUUAAGUUCAAAAGGGAUUAUUUUCACGAAUGACUCCUCUCACAGAAUGAGAACUGUUGACCAAAAUGAGUGUGAUCAAGAUGUAAUGUUUUCUUUGGAUUGGAUUAGCAUGGAUUGUGUUGAAUUGCUCAGGGUUGUUUUUAAAUGCUGUUGAAUUAUUUGUCUGAAAGUGCAAAGUGGAGGAAUCUGUGUGCCUUUGCAAUCUUUUUUUAUAUUAAAAUUGUUCUCCGA
Molecule: messenger RNA, 2145 nt
Organism: Astyanax mexicanus (Mexican tetra)
Lineage: Eukaryota; Metazoa; Chordata; Actinopteri; Characiformes; Acestrorhamphidae
Gene: ctsa
Product: cathepsin A
Exons: 15
Coding region: 76-1482 (468 amino acids)
Biological process (GO): proteolysis
Molecular function (GO): serine-type carboxypeptidase activity
Source: RefSeq, a predicted model, not a curated record